Molecule: messenger RNA, 1023 nt
Organism: Thermochaetoides thermophila DSM 1495
Lineage: Eukaryota; Fungi; Ascomycota; Sordariomycetes; Sordariales; Chaetomiaceae
Exons: 3
Coding region: 1-1023 (340 amino acids)
Source: RefSeq, a predicted model, not a curated record
AUGGAUGCUUCGCUCAGCACCAGUCUCUUCUCUGAUCGCUGUGAGGAGCUUCGCGACGUCAGCGUCGUGAACCUCCUCAUCUCAAUUUUCAUUGUCAUCGGCAUGCUGGUGAGCUAUCUACCCCAGCACAUUCGCAUCAUCCGGCGGCGCUCGUCCGAGGGAAUCUCGCCCUACUUCGUCCUCCUGGGCACGACGUCAGCGACGUCGGCCUUCGCCAACAUCCUCCUCCUGCCGAAGUCGCGGCAGGACGUCGCCUGUUGCAAGGAGUUGGAGACAUUCCACUGCGUCGCCGGCCUGCUGGGCAUUGCCCAGCUUGGGGUCCAGUGGGCCUCCUUCACCUUCAUCUUCAUCUUGUUCCUGGUGUUCUUCCCCUAUAACAAGGGGGGUAUCUGCGACCUCGAAGGAGAGAGGGAUGAAGACCAACCCAACUGGCAGACAGCUCUGCUGGUUGCGGCGUUGACCAUCCUGCAUGGUCUCGCCGUCAUUGUCAUCUCCUGCGUUCUCUCCACCCUCGAAAGAGACUACCUGGCUGUCUGGGCGGAUAUGCUGGGCGUAAUGGCCGCCAUCUUGGCAGCCAUCCAGUAUGUUCCUCAGAUCUGGACAACCUAUCACUUGAAGCAUGUAGGGAGCCUGAGUAUCCCCAUGAUGUGCAUGCAAACUCCUGGUGGCUACCUUUUCGCAACAAGUCUCUUCCUCCGCCUGGGAUGGGCUGGCUGGAGCUCGUGGGGCAUCUUUGUCCUGACGGCGACGAUGCAGGGCAUCCUUUUAUGCUUGGCCAUUUAUUAUGAGAUCCAGGCCGCGAGGCUCGAUCGUCCUGGCUCUCCUGAACCACUUCUCAGUCAUGACUCUGGGCCGCACUCGAACGGCAACAACUCUGACGAUCGCUCCCCUCCCCAGAUUUCCUCGGCUUCCGAUCCCAAUGUCACCUCCCGGCCCAGCGAACCCGCGACCGACACCACUCCUCUUCUCAGGCGGCCGAGGUCUGGCAACUCUCAUCAAAACUACAACACCAACCGAGGCUAG